AUGUCGCGUGAGGCAUCAUCGUCAUCAUCAUUAUCGCUCGAGGCAGUUGGCUGGCAAGCCAAGAAUCCGAGGCUUCCCUUCGAAAUUGUUGAUAUUUGUCAGUCUAGGAUUCUGCCUGAGAGCGAAGCUUUGGACGAGGGUACAGAACUAACUCCCCAAAUUGUACUAGAGACGAGGAUACGAGUGGCAAGAUUGGUUCUAGAGGUUUUAUGCUUGGAUGGCGAUGAUACCACCACAAUAACCAGUCCAAAAUCGGAUGUCUUUGGAGGACCUAGGAUGGAACCGACAUCCGAAGGGACCAAAAAGUUGGUAAAAUGGGCUACGAACUUGAUUUGUCAGUGGUAUAGGGCAGGAAGUGGGUCUCCUUGGAAACACGUUUUAGAAAAGACUUUACAGCAAACGAUAUCAGGAGAUUGGCAUCCACUGGUUUUGAUACUUUCUGCACUUUUGAAAACCAUCCCCACGGAUCUCAGGAAGGCUAUCUUUCUUUCAAUAGUUCCGGCUCUAAACGAAAAAUUGGUUCAAAUUCCUCCGCCUUAUCCUUUUCCACCUCUUUCUGCAUUCCUGACUCAACUUUCAAAAACUCUUCCACCUGUCUUCUUCAGACCAUUAUUUGCGUGUGCUACCUCCGACAAAGAAGUUGUCGUGAUCAAUCAUCUCUGUACUGUGCAAGUACAUUCAAGGUAUAUCGCGGACUAUUGGGUACGGGAUGUAGAAAUGUUGUGUAUGGCUUUGCUUGGAAAUGCUUCUGGUGGUGAAACCCCAGGUUCUCGUGAAGUGGCGCGAUUGGGACAAUUGGUGUUGCUAGUUGAGUUGAUAGGCCGGAUGCAGAAGAUCAGGCAUGGUAAAGAUCCAUUGGCCAACGGUGAUGGCAGAUCAGGCGAACUCCUACGAUUUGUGACUAUGCUUGAGUCGCGGAUCUGGUUGAUGAUUGAAGCGAAGGAACGAACAGCGGUACUGCCCUCGUCUACCCGCAUGUUGUUAGGUAUCCUCUUUCGCGAGUUUAGACUGCUGACACGGUCUUUGAAACCUGCUCCGUGGCUUACUAGAACACUUCGGUGGUUUGAAGAUUUCAUUGCAGACGAAUACAUUGGAGAAUUUGAGGAAGAGGUAACAACUGCCGUCGAACGUAUUCGAGGAUUGUAUGCAGCUGCUCAAGCAGCAUCAAAGCAAGACCGUGAUCGUCCUACUUCGUUGUUGGCUGCCACAGCUUCAAAGUUUGCAAAUAAUUCGACCUCUGGAAAGACGCUCGACCUUGCUUCAACUUUUUCAGAAAAUGAAAAACUUCUCAAAUCACUGGGGAAAGGCUAUUCACCCAAGGCCAUGAAGCUUUUCGUGGCUUUAUCUGCACUUAUUGCCGAAGAGGAAUAUCUCAACCUGGGCCCUUUACUUUGGCAGCAUUGUCUACUUGACAACGUCGAUGCUUCUUCUACAGCAUCGGCCUGCUUUUUAUUAAUGCAAUGCGCUGAGAAGACACCCAUAGAUUUGAAAGCUAUCAUUGAGGUUGAUUUGCAAACUUCGGAUGAUACCACACGUCUCGAAGCUGUACGAAAGAUUGGUAUUUUGACCAACUGGAGAUUCCAGAUAAUCACCCAAAACUUCGUGACUGAUAGGUCUCAUCGCCCCUUCAAACUCGCUCGCCCUCCUCUUCCAUUCAUUGCCGCAGAUAUGGGAACAAGUCUUUAUGUAUACACAGAAGAUUCAGAUGAGAGCAAGGAAAGCGACGACGUUCCUUUAGAGCUGAGACAACGUCUUGCAGAACUCGGCUUUGCUGAAGAGGACGCCGGCGUCAUCGAUCCUAGUCAAGAAUGGAUCAAAACACCGAUGUCUAUUUUGCCCGCGAACCAACUGGACCGGAUGGAAGUUGGCAUUAAUGACCCUGCAUUUGGCAUCCCCACUUCUCCUAUUUCGAGCCCCCAGCCUUCUCCAAGAAAAUUGGGUAUGCAGCGAGACCAGGCCCAAGGUCUGCUGCCAGUUGAAGACGCUGCCGCCCUUCUGCGUCGAAAUUCCAGCACUGGUGGCCCUUUGAGCAGCGUCAAACGACGGGUAGUUUUUGUUCCACAGUUAGCUCUCAUAUUCCCUCGGCUCGCCACUCUGCUCUUCGACAAAAAUGUUGCCGUUGCGGCUGCGACCAGGGCAACAUUGAUGGAUUUGAUGCGAAAUGAUCCCUCUCUUUUGCUAAGACCUAUCUACGAAUGUUUAGCAGGCGAUAACAAGGAUAUGCAGCUCGCAAUAUCAACACUGACAAAGUUAUUGCACGUCCGACGCACCCUUCCUCCUCCCUUUACGCAUAGCGUAUUCAACAAUUUAGCUGGGCUGUUGAAACUUCUGGCCAGAAACAGUGAAAUUAUGGAUUCUCUUCACGACUUCUCACUUGUGCUACCUGUCAUGGCAGGCAUCGCUACUCAGGUCAGUGGUAUGUCAAUCAAGGAAAUCCGGCGAUCCAAGUUAGAGCACUUUAUCAUUCCUUCUGGCUCGCUUUGGUUUACUUCAUCGGCUCCCAAAGGUUCGAUGUUCCCUCGGCACCUAAAACCAACCAGCGAUCCCUUUGAACCAGUUCCUCCAACAUUGAUGGAGAUCACCAUGAUCCGUGUCUCGCAGAAUAUCUUUUUCUACUCGAUGCUCAAGAGAAACUACCAAGAUGUUCAGGUGGUAAGAAAAAAUAUGUCCCGUCUUGUCCUUCCUUCGCUCGAUGAUUAUGGACUGGUAAAGAACUUGGAAAUGAACGACUACAUGCCUCGCAAAAACCCACCAACUAGUAAUCGGCCCCCUAAUCAUAGUACAGUGGAAAUUCUCUCACUUAUGGUGUCUCGGAGUUACCUCCUUCUGGUUGCUCAAAUUUUCCGGUCGAUGCCUCGGCAUCUCAGUGAUCGACAUGAAUUAGCAACUUUGGUCGAUGGACUGAAUAGGGCGCUUGUAGUACAUGGCGAUGACAUAAACAUCGUAAGCCAAGUGCUUAUUGGGUAUAUGGUAGCCAGCACUCGUUUCAGGAGACUUUUUACAUCAGGAGGAGGAUAUUCGCUUUUUAUGCCUGCUCUUGUCAAAGUUUAUACCGAAAAACCAUCCCACCCUGGAAUCCGUUCUGCCAUCGAAUAUGCAAUCAAUCGUUUCUACGCACUCCAUAAAGAUUCAUUCCUGUACCAGGCCAUCAACACCACCGGUCAGCUCGCUAUGCUUCCCGACAUCGAUUUAGAAUGGUUCUCGAAAGGCGUUUACGACUUAUUUGCCUCUCUCAGUAAAGGCUCUUCAACAACGGUUGACGCCGCUGGCAUCCGUAAUGUCAACAAGGCCGAAGAACGCGAAGCUUUGAUUAUUCAUACCGCAGAUGAAAAGCCACAAACUUUCUUAGCGGCAAUACGUCGAGGAGAAUCUCAAACAAGUCGUCAGAUGUCUCUUCAACUCCCUGAUGAAUAUGAAAGCUAUCGUCUCAGUAUGGACGAUUUCGUCCGCUUGUUCUUGACCGUUAUCGCCCAUGAUCUGUCUAUCGCACGUGCUCAACAUUUUCUGCGAUUACUUCGUAUUCUGUCUCCACAUCUUUAUAACGCAUCGGCAUCUACCCGGACCGUGCUGGCGGAUGGCGUUGUCGCUCUUGGUUCCAUCUUAACGAGGGUUUUUUCCAAACCAAAAGGCGGUGAAAAUAUGCCCAAGCCAAUAUUGGAAGAACAAGAUGGUUUAUUACUCAGUCCUGGACUAUCAAGCGAAAACAAUGCCAAAGAAAAAGCGCGGACGCCCAGUGAUUCCAAGAUCAUGAGGUUAGAUUAUUUGAGGCUUGUUCUUGGUCUAGGGUCGGCAGGGGGGCAAAUCACGCUCACAGUUGCCAGACAUACUUUAGAUGUGACGAGAAGUCUUUUAAAGGAUUGGGAUACCAACACAGAUGCUCUAGCAACCUUCUUAGGCGACUUCGUCAAAAUGUUGCUCUAUCGCGAGGAACCGACGGCGCCUAAGGCAGUCGUAUCAUUCCUACAGGAACUUUCGCCAAUUCUCCACGCCUAUCUGGUGUCCGUUAACUUUACGUCAGUGUUCGAGACGGUCUUGAAGUUGACGGAAAUGUCACUCUAUGCCAAUGACUCGAUGUUUGGUGAAGUAGUUGUCAGUGAAAUUGUGACCGCAGGUCUAGCAGCAUGUGAUGUCGCCGCAUCUGAAAACCAACUAAUGACGCUUCAGUACCGACCAGUAUUGAUAUCAUUGAUAGCAGAGGCCAUAUUCCUCAAAGAUGCCGAUGUUUUUAGUGAAAUAGAAAAGCGUCCCCCGACAUAUCAAUUUCUUGCGGGGGUUGUUCUUCCACUGGCACUCAGCAUGAAAACCGAACCUGAAGUCAUCACCGAUGGCUCACGUACCGAUGAACACAGGGAAAAGCUCGCCAUUGCUUGGGUACGUAUUCUGUACUACGCAAUCAAAGCAUGCCAAAGAAGUCGACGAGAUGCAGAAAGUGUUAAUCGUGGUCUCGGUUCAUCUUUUCGAUCGAAAAUGGGUGACAAAAAUCGUCAAGAAGCCUUCUGGCGAUCUCAUUUACCUACUUUCAUGACUGCUCUUCAAGUUAUUAAAGUCGUCGUGGUCCGUGGUGCGGCUGACAUCUCCUAUUUACCACGGAUUGGUAUAUGGGAGAGAUUAUCCUCAUUUUGCAGUUCGAUGUUUGCGGAGGGAAACGCAGACUUUGCUUUUAAGCCAGACAUUAACUCCGCUGCGGCAACCCCUACUGGAUCACCUCGAACAAGCGCACAGUUUGACCUCUCUAGCUCUGGUUCUCGUCUUUUUGUGUCAACAUCCUCUGAUCUUAGCCGACCCACAUCCCCGUCGUCUUUUUCUGAACGAACACGCUUAUUUCGUCGGCCUCGUAUUGUCGACUAUUCGUUGUGGUCCAUGCUUGAGUUUGUGUGCGCUUAUCGCAGUCCACUUCGAAUGCAUCUCAAGGUCUUGAUGAUGGAAAAGGUCGUUAAUCUUGACCACAAAUUACAAAACCAGAGCAGCGGCACCGGGAAUAUGAGUCCUUAUCCAACAUCUCCAAGUAGUCGCCGAGUCUCAACCUCUGUUUUUUCAAAGUCUCGGCAGCGUAUGUCAUCCCUCAUGGUCCCUUCUCCAGAAUCUUCCCCCCGGCUUAUGCCGUCCCCUUCGAACCUUAUGCCCUCACCCUCACUUCUUGAAAUUCCAAGCAGGCGAGCAGGUUAUCAAAUUUCUCCCAUUUCACCACAGGACAAUUCGGGACUGCCCAAAAUCUUGCAUUUAGGACCUGCAUCUCCAUCUACAUUUCCGCCAAUUUCUUCGCCCAUGAUAGGAGCUGGCGUUUCAGGCGCGGGAGCUAUACGGAAUACCAGGAUAAGUGGUGACGGGGGUGAAUCCUCGUCGGCGACACGAACUACGAAAAUCAAAUCUCUGAAGCUUAUUCAUGAAACAUAUAGACGAAUCCGUGGCGUCCAAACUUUUAUGGGGUAUGAUCUACUCCUUCCCAUGCCCGGAUUGGCUGCGUCGAACAGUGAAUCGGCUGCGGCAUCCGGGAGCACGGAAAAAGGGGAAGAAGAUGCUGCUCUGGAAACUUGGACAAAGAAGCAGGCUCUCUCUGCUAUCGUGAAGGAAACCAAGAACUUGAUGGAAGAGUUCGAAGAAGGGUUUGGAAUAGACGACGGUAGUGCGAUUGUCGCAGAUGCGGAUACGCGAACUUCAUAUAGCUCAACUUGA
Molecule: messenger RNA, 5673 nt
Organism: Psilocybe cubensis
Lineage: Eukaryota; Fungi; Basidiomycota; Agaricomycetes; Agaricales; Agrocybaceae
Product: Protein unc-80-like protein
Exons: 10
Coding region: 1-5673 (1890 amino acids)
Biological process (GO): monoatomic cation homeostasis
Cellular component (GO): cation channel complex; axon
Molecular function (GO): monoatomic cation channel activity
Source: RefSeq, a predicted model, not a curated record